This is a messenger RNA of Nelumbo nucifera (sacred lotus), 2650 nucleotides long. RefSeq names its product Minichromosome maintenance (MCM2/3/5) family protein (gene MCM5). Lineage: Eukaryota; Viridiplantae; Streptophyta; Magnoliopsida; Proteales; Nelumbonaceae. Gene Ontology annotation, cellular component: nucleus; MCM complex. Gene Ontology annotation, molecular function: 3'-5' DNA helicase activity; DNA replication origin binding; single-stranded DNA helicase activity. The record is from RefSeq and is a predicted model, not a curated record. Gene Ontology annotation, biological process: DNA replication; DNA replication initiation; double-strand break repair via break-induced replication.
CCCAAGCUAACUGACUCCCUCGUUCCCGCCAAAUUCUUCCCGCCAAAAACUGUAGGGCAUAAUAUUUCACUUCUGCCCUACGACCCCAUCCCCCACCCUUCCUAAUCUACUAGUUGCAGAGAAGAAGAAGAAGAAGAAGAAGAGAUGUCGGGGUGGGACGAAGGAGCUGUUUUCUACAGCGAUCAAGCUCAGUUCCCCCGCGGUGGCGGUGAAUCCGACCAGUUCAAGGCCACUCGCCAUUCCGUCCUCCUCAAGUUCAAAGAGUUCAUCCGCAACUACGAAACCCAGAAGAAUGUGUUCCCUUACAGGGAGAGCCUUCUCCACAACCCCAAAUUCCUCCUCGUCCACAUGGAUCACCUUGAGUCCUUCGACGCCGAUGUCCACAGCAAGCUCCGCUCUUCACCUGCCGAUUACUUGCCUCUGUUUGAGACCGCAGCGGCAGAAGUACUUGCAAAUUUGAAAUCCAAAGUUGCCGGAGAAACUGGAGAAAUGGAAGAUCCGGUAACCGGUGAGGUGCAGAUCCUACUGACUUCGAAGGAGGAUUCAGUCUCCAUGCGAUCUCUUGGAGCUCAGUAUAUAUCGAAGCUUGUUAAGAUCUCCGGGAUAACAAUCGCUGCUUCAAGAACAAAGGCCAAGGCGACAUAUGUAACUCUUCUGUGUAAGAAUUGCAAGAAUACCAAGACAAUUCCUUGCCGUCCUGGACUUGGUGGGGCUGUUGUUCCUCGCUCAUGUGACCAUGUCCCUCAGCCUGGGGAGGAACCUUGCCCAAUAGAUCCUUGGAUUGUGGUUCCUGAUAAAAGCAAAUAUGUAGAUCAACAGACCCUGAAACUGCAGGAGAACCCUGAGGAUGUACCCACUGGAGAGCUUCCAAGAAAUAUACUUCUCUCUGUGGAUCGCCACCUCGUCCAAACAAUCGUACCUGGAACAAGAUUAACCAUCAUGGGAAUUUAUAGUAUCUAUCAAGCAGCCAAUUCUGCUGCCCAAAAGGGAGCUGUUGCAAUCAGACAGCCUUAUAUCAGGGUUGUAGGAAUGGAAGAAGCUAAUGAAGCCACCUCUCGGGGUCCCUCUGCCUUCACUCAGGAGGAGGUAGAAGAAUUCAAAAAGUUUGCUGGAGAUCCAAAUUCAUAUAAGAAUAUAUGUUCCAAGAUUGCUCCCUCCAUAUACGGUCAUGAUGAUGUGAAGAAAGCUGUUGCAUGUCUUUUAUUUGGAGGAUCAAGGAAGGAAUUACCAGAUGGUGUGCGAUUAAGAGGUGAUAUCAAUGUCUUAUUAUUGGGAGACCCAUCUACUGCUAAAUCACAGUUUCUUAAGUUCGUUGAGAAGACAGCUCCAAUUGCUGUUUAUACUUCAGGGAAAGGCUCAUCUGCUGCUGGUCUUACAGCUUCGGUGAUUCGUGAUGGCAGCUCGCGUGAGUUUUAUCUUGAAGGUGGAGCCAUGGUUUUAGCAGAUGGUGGAGUUGUUUGCAUUGAUGAAUUUGACAAAAUGAGGUCUGAAGACAGGGUUGCUAUUCAUGAGGCAAUGGAGCAGCAGACUAUAUCCAUUGCCAAAGCAGGAAUUACAACUGUUCUCAAUUCCAGAACAUCUGUGCUUGCAGCUGCUAACCCUCCAUCAGGACGUUAUGAUGAUCUAAAGACUGCACAGGAUAACAUUGAUUUGCAGACAACAAUUCUUUCCAGAUUUGAUCUGAUCUUCAUUGUGAAAGAUGUCAGGAUGUACAGUCAGGAUAAGCUUAUAGCUAGCCAUAUUAUAAAAGUCCAUGCCUCCGCUGGUGCAGCUUCAACUGACACUAGAGUUUCAAAAGAAGAGAAUUGGCUCAAAAGAUACAUACAGUAUUGUCGAACUGAAUGCCAUCCCCGCCUAUCAGAGUCUGCAGCUACCAUGCUGCAGAACAACUAUGUUAAAAUCAGACAGGAUAUGAGACAACAGGCAAAUGAAUCAGGGGAGUCUGCUGCAGUACCAAUUACUGUAAGGCAGCUGGAAGCUAUAAUAAGGUUAAGCGAGGCCCUUGCAAAGAUGAGAUUGUCUCAUGUUGCAACUGAGGAUCAUGUUAAAGAAGCAAUACGUCUCUUCAACGUUUCCACAAUGGAUGCAGCACGAUCUGGAAUAAAUCAACAUAUAAAUCUGACUGCUGAGAUGGCAAACGAGAUUAAGCAAGCUGAGACACAGAUAAAGAGAAGAAUGGGAAUUGGGAGCCAAAUUUCAGAGAGGCGUCUGAUUGAUGACCUCACCAGAAUGGGAUUAAAUGAGUCCAUAGUGAGAAGAGCUCUGCUGAUUUUGCACCAGAGAGAUGAAGUUGAAUACAAGCGAGAAAGGCGUGUUAUAGUUCGUAAGGCAUGAUUUUUUGGGAUUCUCUUUUCCUCUCGGGAAAAGAUAGUACCGAUGGAAGCAAUGGAAGAUUGUUCAUGCCACUGGAGUAACCGACAGUUUGUAUUCUCAAGAUGGAGUUGCUGGAUUUGGCCCCAAUUUAUAAUCUUAUACAUUCUGUCUGAUACCCGUGCAAAAUGCAACUUGUCAGCUUGUAAUAUACACCUAAUCAGCUAUAUGUUUUUUCUUUGUAUUUGAUUAUUAGACUGCAUUAAUAUACUGGUGUCAUUUAUCAGAGUCAAUGAUAAGGGCCCUUUCAUAACAGUUGGAGUGGCUGAACUGAAAAACU